Messenger RNA from Myiozetetes cayanensis, 3780 nucleotides. RefSeq names its product T-box transcription factor 3 (gene TBX3). Gene Ontology annotation, biological process: positive regulation of DNA-templated transcription; positive regulation of cell population proliferation; regulation of transcription by RNA polymerase II. Lineage: Eukaryota; Metazoa; Chordata; Aves; Passeriformes; Tyrannidae. Gene Ontology annotation, molecular function: DNA-binding transcription factor activity, RNA polymerase II-specific; RNA polymerase II cis-regulatory region sequence-specific DNA binding. The transcript is spliced from 7 exons. Gene Ontology annotation, cellular component: nucleus. The record is from RefSeq and is a predicted model, not a curated record. The coding region runs from base 1446 to 3641 and encodes 731 amino acids.
CACGCGUGGAGCUUUCCCCCCCGGUCCCGGCGCUUUGGAAGCUCCUACCGGGGAAGAGCGGGCGGGCAGCGCCCGGGAGGCCGGGGGGCGAGGCGGCCCCCAGCACCCCCCUAGAGGCGGGCGCUGCCGGCCCCUUCCCUCCUCCCUCCCUGCUCCCUCCCCUCUGAUCAUGUUGACAUAUUCACACGGCCCGGAGUACUAGUGAUGCUUUGCUGCAGCGUUACAGUUUCCGACACCUUCUUUUUAUAACUCGGCGCUGUCCCCCUCCACCCGAGCUGUCAGAACCCCGCCUAUGGAGCCUCACAAUUGGUCCGAAAGCGUCAAAGAGCCAAUCAAGGCGGCUCCAGCUCCCCUGUAACCCACAACACAUCCCUACGAUCGGGUGCACGCAGAGCACAGACUCACAGGGAAUUCUCAGAGCCGAGAGGCUCCUUCUCCCUCUCUCUCUCUUUCUCUUUUUCUCUCUUUCUCCCUCCCCCUUUUUUUCCUUUCUCUUUCCCUCUCUCUUUCUCCCUUUCUCUUUUGCAGAGACAAGAGUAUAAUUCUGCCAGAUUUUUUUUUUUUUUUUUUUUAUUUUUUAAGGCAGAGCGAAAGAGAAGGGGGGGAAUUUUAAAGAAAAAGGAAAAAAAAAAAAAGGAGGAGGGUGAAAGAAAGAAGAGAUCCUGAUGGGAAUCAGGGCACCCUGACCAGCUUCUGCUUGGAGAGGGGGAAAGGCGAGGCGGAAACGAGAUUUCCCUACAAGUUUUUUGCUGCUGAAGGUUGCUCAGGAGCCUUCCUCGGCCGGCGAAGGGGGGUGGGUUUGUUUGCUUCUUUCUGCUUUCCCUCGUUUCCCAGCCUCUGCUCUGCAGCCUGACCGUACGGAGGAAAGGUGGAGGGGUGGGGGGGAGGGAGGGCAGAGCCAGCCGCCCAAAAAGAAAACCCAGCUUCGAGCCGUCACCCUCCGCCACGGAAGGAGAGAAGGGGGACUGGGACUAAGAGAAAAAAAGAAGAAGAAGAAAAAAAAGGAUCUCGGCUUGUCCAGCCCUUCUGCGGCAACAGGAGCAGACAGCGAACCCGGUGGAUUUUUUUUUUUUUCUCCCUUCUUCGGCGUUCCUUUUCCAGCGCAAGGACUCCCACUCAGGAAAAAAAACCGACCGACUGAAAAGCAAAACAAAAUCUCAGCGACCGAACACGAAAAAAAUCAAGACUAAUAAUGAACAAUCCUGUUAAUCCGCUGUCCCGAGGGCUGGGGAUGUGCCCUGGCUCGGGAAGUUGUAGGCUGUAGAAGUUCUGCCUCUCCCCCAUGUACUGUGCUGUCUAGAGCUUCUUUAUCCCACCCUAUUUUUAUUUUUUAUUUUUUGUGCUUUAUUGCUGUUAUUGUUAUCUUAAUUUUUCUUCUUCGUGAUGUGCUGUUAGAAACCACUCCGGGACUACUCCAGCAGUAGGAAGACCGAGGAGUGGAGUGGAUGAAUUUACCGAUGAGAGAUCCAGUAAUCCCUGGGACAAGCAUGGCUUAUCAUCCUUUUUUACCGCACCGGGCACCGGACUUUGCCAUGAGCGCUGUGUUGGGACAUCAGCCUCCCUUCUUCCCGGCUCUGGCUUUGCCUCCCAACGGGGCGGCCGCCCUUUCCCUUCCCGGGGCUCUGGCUAAACCCAUCAUGGAUCAGUUAGUGGGGGCUGCAGAGACUGGUAUCCCCUUUUCUUCCCUGGGUCACCAGGCAGCAGCUCAUCUGAGGCCUUUAAAAACUCUGGAGCCAGAAGAAGAGGUGGAAGACGAUCCGAAAGUGCAUCUGGAAGCUAAAGAGCUUUGGGAGCAGUUCCAUAAAAGAGGCACGGAGAUGGUGAUUACCAAAUCGGGAAGGAGAAUGUUUCCUCCAUUUAAAGUGAGAUGCACUGGACUGGAUAAAAAGGCCAAGUACAUUUUAUUGAUGGAUAUUGUGGCGGCUGAUGAUUGUAGGUACAAAUUCCAUAAUUCCCGGUGGAUGGUAGCCGGCAAAGCUGACCCUGAAAUGCCAAAGAGAAUGUACAUCCACCCGGACAGCCCGGCCACCGGCGAACAAUGGAUGUCCAAAGUCGUCACCUUUCACAAGCUGAAGCUCACUAACAACAUCUCUGACAAGCACGGAUUUACCAUUUUAAACUCCAUGCACAAGUACCAGCCCCGGUUCCACAUUGUCCGAGCCAACGAUAUCCUCAAGCUUCCCUACAGCACGUUCAGGACCUACGUUUUCCCGGAGACUGAAUUCAUCGCAGUGACCGCAUACCAGAAUGAUAAGAUCACUCAAUUAAAAAUUGACAACAACCCCUUUGCCAAAGGUUUUCGGGACACCGGGAAUGGAAGGAGGGAGAAAAGGAAGCAGCUGACCCUGCAGUCCAUGCGGGUGUAUGACGAGAGGCAGAAGAAGGAGAAUCCCACCUCGGACGAGUCCUCCAACGAGCAGACGGCCUUCAAGUGCUUUGCCCAGUCCUCCUGUCCUGCCGUGCCUGCCGUUGGCACCUCCAGCCUCAAAGAUCUCUGCCCCAGCGAGGGAGACAGCGAUGCAGACAGCAAAGACGAUCCCUUGCUAGAAGGCAACGAGUCGGGCAAAAUCAGCACGACCACCGCCGGCACCCCAGCGCCGGCCAGCUCCGCUGCCACCGCGGGGGAAGACCCCCGGGAGAAGGGCGGCAGCCCCUCCAAAAGCCACUUCUUCCCCGGGGACUCGGCGGGGAGUAGGAGCCGAGAGAGGACUGAAAAAGCCCCUCCGGACUCCAGGCACAGCCCGGCUGCGAUCUCUUCCAGCACCCGGGGUGGAAGCCUGAGCGGCGAGGAACUGAAAAGCCCCCUCAGGGAUGGCCCCAAAGUAGAUGAGAACCGGCUGCUGGGGAAAGAGCCCUUCGCCCCCCUGACGGUCCAGACCGAUAGCACGGCCCACCUGAGCCAGGGACACUUGCAGAACCUCGGCUUCCCCCCUGCCCUGGCCGGACAGCAGUUCUUCAACCCGCUAGGGAACGGGCACCCGCUGCUGCUGCACCCCGGGCAGUUCGCCAUGGGGGGGGCUUUCUCCGGCAUGGCCGCGGGGAUGGGGCCCCUCCUCGCCACCGUCUCCGGGGCAUCCGCCGGGGUCUCGGGACUGGACAACACGGUCAUGGCCACGGCGGCGGCCCAGGGACUCUCGGGAGCAUCGGCGGCUGCUUUGCCUUUCCAUCUGCAGCAGCACGUCCUGGCUUCGCAGGGCCUGGCCAUGUCUCCCUUCGGAAGCCUCUUCCCCUACCCCUACACCUACAUGGCGGCGGCGGCCGCCGCCUCCAGCGCCGCCUCCAGUUCGGUGCACCGGCACCCCUUCCUGAGCGCCGUGCGGCCGCGGCUCCGCUACAGCCCCUACCCGCUGCCCGUGCCCCUCUCCGACGGCAGCAGCCUCCUCACCACUGCCCUGCCCGGCCUGGCCGCCGGCUCGGGCGAGGGCAAGGCGGGGGGGCUGAGCGCCAGCCCCGGCUCCGUGCCCCUGGACUCCGCCUCGGACCUCACCAGCCGCUCCUCCACCCUCUCCUCCGGCUCCGUCUCCCUCUCCCCCAAACUGGGCGCAGACAAGGAGGCGGCCACCAGCGAACUGCAAAACAUCCAGCGCCUCGUCAGUGGGCUCGACCCCAAGCAGGACAGAUCCCGCAGCGGCUCCCCGUAACCCCCCCGGCCCCCGGGAGCUCAUUUCAAAUCAGUCUCGCAGUGCACUUUGUUUGAAAGAAACCACAUCCUCCACCCCGCGAGUGUUUGUUGUUUUGGGUUUUUUUUUUUACCCCCUCCUUAUUUUGUUGGGUUUUUUA